Laccaria bicolor S238N-H82 is the source of this 312-nucleotide messenger RNA. RefSeq lists its product as uncharacterized. Lineage: Eukaryota; Fungi; Basidiomycota; Agaricomycetes; Agaricales; Hydnangiaceae. Bases 1 to 312 code for a protein of 103 amino acids. The record is from RefSeq and is a predicted model, not a curated record. The transcript is spliced from 2 exons.
AUGUCAAGCUCUGCAAGCGCGCCGCAGAAAACACCAUGGAGCUACUCGCGACUUGGCGUUCCCGCUACACAUUGCAAUGCACACCCAUCACUCUCACACAGACAAUAUUUCAGCUGGAACGGUGUACCUUGUAUUGGGCGUCCAAGCAGCCUCCGGACCCCGGGUAACUCAAGACUGCUCUGGGCCAGCAAAAGCUCUUCCAUCAGUACCUCGUCGAAAUCGGGAAACCUUGGCAGUGCGCUACAACCCAUCCAAACUUCGACUUCCGCGUCCUCCUUCUCCGCUACUCCAUUCGAACAUCUGGAUACAUGA